AUGUGGGAAGGGACCGUCCUCAUCACCGGCUGCAGCGAAGGCGGCAUCGGCUCCGCCAUGGCCAAAGUCUUUGCCGCCAAAGGCUACCGAGUCUUCGCCACUCUCCGCAACUCCUCCAAAGGCGGACCCUCUCUCGAGAACACACCCGGUAUCGAAGUCCUCCUGUUCGACGUGACCUCCCUGGACUCCAUCAAGCAAUGCGCCGCCGAGGUGCAAAAGCGCACCGGUGGAAAGCUGGACGUGCUGGUCAACAAUGCUGGUGCCGACUACGUCAUGCCGUUGCUGGACGUGGAUAUCGAUGAUGCGAAGCGGUUUUAUGAUCUGAACGUUUGGAGCGUAUUGGGGAUGGUGCAGGCUUUUGCGCCGGUAUUGAUCAAGGCAAAGGGAGUGGUGGUGAAUCAUAGCAGUGUUGCGAGUGUGAUGCCGCUUGCUUGGGCUGGCAUCUACAGCAGUUCCAAAUCAGCCAUGAACAGCAUAUUGGCUACCCUCCGUGCCGAAGGAGUGCGUGUCAUCACUGCUGCCAGCGAUCUCGUCUUGCCGGAGGGUUCGUACUAUCAGCAGGUCUUUGAUCGGAUCAGUGAUAUCAGGAAGGGACUGGCGCAGCUGGGAUCCAUGGAUGUCAACGUGGUUCCCAGAUCAAUGGUUGCUGAUAUUGAGAGUGGAAAAAAUGGUGUGAUCUGGCGCGGUGGGACGUCAUCUUUGACCAGGUACCUCGUGUGGUUGUUACCGAAUGGCCUUUUUGAGAGUUUGGUGAACUGGGUAAGGGGUCUGGAACGUGUGCAGACUGAAACGAAGUAGGCACGAUGGGUGGUCGGGAGAGGAGUCUCGACUGGAAGUUGACUUCCGUUCAUCCCAUGGUUCUGUUUGUUGGAUGUUCUUGCUGUUUGUCAUCUUUUCCCUUGUUUCGCCGCUUGUACUUGCUUUAGAUUCAUUGUUAGAAAUGACAUGAUCACAAGAUCAACUUUGAAAUCUCG
Molecule: messenger RNA, 974 nt
Organism: Neurospora tetraspora
Lineage: Eukaryota; Fungi; Ascomycota; Sordariomycetes; Sordariales; Sordariaceae
Product: putative short-chain dehydrogenase/reductase
Exons: 4
Coding region: 1-798 (265 amino acids)
Biological process (GO): triglyceride catabolic process; phosphatidic acid biosynthetic process
Cellular component (GO): lipid droplet; endoplasmic reticulum
Molecular function (GO): triacylglycerol lipase activity; acylglycerone-phosphate reductase (NADP+) activity
Source: RefSeq, a predicted model, not a curated record